CGUCAGUUCGCGUUGGCUUCGCCCAGGGUUCCUCCACUUGAGUGAGCGAUGAAGUCAUACACCACUUACUUCAUGCUCCUGUGGAUCGCCGUGGGGCUCACCAAGGCUGCCAAAAUCAUCGUGGUGCCGCCCAUCAUGUUCGAGAGCCACAUGUACAUUUUCAAGACGCUGGCCUCGGCCUUGCAUGAGCAGGGCCACCACACCGUGUUCCUGCUGUCAGAGGGCCGUGACAUCGCGCCGUCCCAGCACUACCGGCUGCAGCGCUACCCAGGCCUCUUCAACAGCACCACGUCGGAUGCUUUUUUGCAGUCCAAGAUGCGGAACAUCUUCUCAGGCAGGCUGACGGCCAUCGAGCUCUUCGACAUUCUGGACCACUACACGCAGAACUGCGAUAUGAUGGUGGGGAACCGGGAAUUGAUCCGGGGACUGAAAAGGGAGAAAUUCGACUUGUUGCUGGUGGACCCCAAUGACAUGUGUGGGUUUGUGAUUGCACACUUGCUGGGGGUGAAGUACGCUGUGUUCUCCACGGGCCUCUGGUACCCAGCAGAAGUGGGCGCUCCUGCCCCACUGGCUUAUGUCCCCGAGUUCAACUCGAUGCUUACCGACCACAUGACGUUGCUGCAGAGGAUGAAGAACAUGGGUGUGUACCUCAUCUCCAGGCUGGGGGUCAGCUUCCUGGUCUUGCCCAAGUAUGAAAAGAUAAUGCAGAAGUACAACCUGCAGCCUGAGAAGUCCAUGUAUGACCUGGUCCAUGGUUCCAGCCUCUGGAUGCUGUGCACGGACGUGGCGCUGGAGUUCCCCCGGCCCACACUGCCCAAUGUGGUGUAUAUAGGGGGCAUCCUCACCAAGCCUGCAGGACCGCUCCCAGAAGAUCUUGAAUGGUGGGUGAAUAGUGCUAAGGAACAUGGCUUUGUCUUGGUAUCCUUUGGAGCUGGAGUCAAGUAUCUGUCAGAAGACAUUGCCCUCAAGCUGGCCGGAGCUCUGGGGAGAUUGCCCCAGAAAGUGAUUUGGAGGUUUUCUGGAACCAAACCAAAGAAUCUAGGGAACAACACGAAGCUCAUUGAAUGGUUACCACAAAAUGACCUCUUGGGGCACUCAAAUAUUAAAGCCUUCCUGAGCCAUGGAGGUUUGAAUAGUAUUUUUGAAACCAUGUACCAUGGUGUACCCGUGGUGGGAAUCCCACUCUUCGGAGACCAUUAUGAUACAAUGACUCGGGUCCAGGCCAAAGGCAUGGGGAUCUUGCUGGAGUGGAAGACUGUCACUGAAGGGGAGCUCUAUGAAGCUCUGGUCAGCGUCAUCAAUAAUCCCAGCUACCGUCAGAGAGCCCAGAAGCUGUCAGAAAUCCACAAGGAUCAGCCGGGCCACCCAGUCAACAGGACCAUCUACUGGAUUGAUUACAUCUUGCGUCAUAACGGAGCCCGUCACUUGCGUUCUGCCGUGCACCAGAUUUCUUUCUGUCAAUACUUUUUACUAGAUAUUGCCUUUGUGCUUUUGCUGGGUGCUGCCUUGUGUUAUUUCCUCUUGUCCUGGGUGACAAAAUUUAUCUUCAGGAAAGUCACGAGUCUGUGGUCUAGAAAUAAGCAAAGCACCGUUAAUGGACAUUACCAUAACGGGAUCCUCAAUGGCAAGUACAAAAGAAAUGGUCAUGUUAAACAUGAAAAGAAGGUGAAAUGAGCCCAUUCCCCAGAAAGAGAAACAUACCUGUUCAGUCACUGAGUUUCUGUCACUAUAAUUUAGUCUAACCAACAACUAAAAAUGUCAGAUGUCAGUAAACCAUUCUAACACUCCCUCCGAAAAUCUCACUAAUGAAAUUCUGUGGAAUUAAGGUGGCUGUACAAAGCACAAAGCUAAACAAACAAAGCUGUAUUUUUAUUUCAGUACUGAUGCAGAGAGUUUGGGCAUUGAACCUUUUUGAAGCCUUAAUUAUUUAAAUCGAGUAAGUGACCAGGUCAGUCUGUAGUUUGAAAUCCUGCUAUUUGUGUGUCCCAGAUAAGGAAGGAUUUCUCUUAACAGGGUUGUGUGUAUGUGUGUGUGUGGAAUUAUUUCUCUUAGAAGGGGUGCUCUGUGUGUGUGUGUGUGUGUGUGUGUGUGUGUGUGUGUGUGUAGGAUCAAUUGUUGAAAUAUUUCUUUUCUAGAAUUUAAUCGUUUUUGAACUCAGAAUCUUUCUCCCACUUUUUCUUCAAAGCUGAAUGAAUGCAGAAGAGUAAAAUGGAAAGAGAAGUGGCACCAGUUUUCGUUUUGUACCUUUUUCUAAUUUUAAUGUUUUUAAUGUGUUUUUUUCUUUUCUUAAAGACUGUAUGCUUCUGGGGGGGGCAGGGAAGUUUGUAUGCUAUUAAGGAAAAGGAUGGAUUGGUUUCACAUUUGACUUUUCUCUUACCAGACCUAGCAUUUAUGAUUUAAUUCUGGAAGAAUUUUGUAGUUUUGCCUCUUUCAUAUUAAUAAGUCUCAAUAUGUUGAAUACAUAAUCUAGACAAACCUCUAACUUUCCUCAGAACACUAAUGAUUAUUGCUUACUUAGUAUCUUUAAACUGGGCCUUUAUUCAAAAUUUUUGUUUGUUUGUUUGUUUGUUUGGCAUUUGGUAACUUUUCUAUGCUAUCAUUUUCAGUCAUUUUACUACUUCCAAAGUUACAACUUUUCAAAAACUCAUCUUCCUUCCAUUAAUGUUACAGAGGUGCCAACUCAGAACAUUUGCAAUUCUCUCCACUGAUACCUUGACUGAGAGGUUUAAGGCCUUAGUUAAAACCCAUCCCAUUUGCCACGAGCUACUGAAGCCAAGGACAAAUGGCCUGACUUGUUCGUGAAAAUGCUUUUCAGGGCUGCCGUCCCCUCUGCACCAGGCGGCUGACCUGGGCCAUCACAGUAUUCAUUGGAGAGUUGGGAUGCAAGUCACAGACACAAAAAUCAGGGUCUGACAGCUGAAACCUUUAUUCAUUGGCAACUUUCGAGUUUUUUUUUUUAUUUUUUCUUGUGUCAUUCUGUUUACUGAGCAUUUGCACUAGCAUGUUUGAGCAUCUGUUUUAUUUAUUUGUUCUUUGGAAUCCUGUGUUUGACAGCUGAGUUGAGGAAUCAGACCUUUCCCUUCCUAUGCCUUCACUAACCAGGGCAGAGUUGUGAAGAUUCUAGAAUGCUGUAAAUCCUCAUCAUACACCAUGACGUGCAAUUUCAUGACCUUCCUACCGGGAGCCAUGUGCCUCGCCUUAGACGUAAUGUCACACGUGUCAUUUUCUAAUGUAUAGGGCAGGCAGUUGAACUGCUCUCUGAAUACUUGAAGAAAUGGUAUUACACAUAGAAGCCUCUUGGUUAUACCUUUUCACAAUCUUCUUGCACCAUUGCCAUUACAAGGGAAACAAAAGCCACAGGCAAUGAAUGGUGGAAUGGUAACUGAACUUUGAGUGUAUGAAUGAGUCAGUUUUACUGUAUUUUGGGAUUGGAUGAAGUUAAUUCUAGGCACUGACUGUAUGAUAAGCCUGAAGCUAAUCUCCACUGUGAACCAACCUUAAAAUAAUAAACAUGAUUUAAAAAAUAGAGAAAUGUUGUUGAAUUAAAAUUUUUACUCAGACUUUGUUUCCUAGUGUUAUGUAUAGUCAUUAUAUGUUUCUGAGACAAGCUUUCUAACUUUUAUAUGUAUGUAUGAGUGUGAACACAGUAAACUGCGUGUGAGAA
Messenger RNA from Suncus etruscus (white-toothed pygmy shrew), 3664 nucleotides. RefSeq names its product UDP glycosyltransferase 8 (gene UGT8). The transcript has 6 exons. Bases 49 to 1674 code for a protein of 541 amino acids. NCBI's taxonomy places the organism in Eukaryota, Metazoa, Chordata, Mammalia, Eulipotyphla, Soricidae. Gene Ontology annotation, molecular function: UDP-glycosyltransferase activity. The record is from RefSeq and is a predicted model, not a curated record.